AUGGCAAAUAAAGUGGGGUAUUUCUCAGGUGUUUUCUUCAUAGAGGAGGAGGAGGAGGAGGAGCAGAGUGACGAAGAAGAGGAGGAGGAGGAGGAGCAGAGUGACGAAGAAGAGGAGGAGGAGGAGGAGCAGAGCGACGAAGAAGAGGAGGAGGAGGAGGAGCAGAGCGACGAAGAAGAGGAGGAGGAGGAGAAGCAGGGCGAGACCGAGAAGCAGGGCGAGACCGAGAAGCAGGGCGAGACCGAGAAGCAGGGCGAGACCGAGAAGCAGGGCGAGACCGAGAAGCAGGGCGAGACCGAGAAGCAGCGCCAGACCGAGAAGCAGCGCCAGACCGAGAAGCAGCGCCAGACCGAGAAGCAGCGCCAGACCGAGAAGCAGCGCCAGACCGAGAAGCAGCGCCAGACCGAGAAGCAGCGCCAGACCGAGAAGCAGCGCCAGACCGAGAAGCAGCGCCAGACCGAGAAGCAGCGCGAGACCGAGAAGCAGCGCGAGACCGAGAAGCAGCGCGAGACCGAGAAGCAGCGCGAGACCGAGAAGCAGCGCGAGACCGAGAAGCAGCGCGAGACCGAGAAGCAGCGCGAGACCGAGAAGCAGCGCGAGACCGAGAAGCAGCGCGAGACAGAGAAGCAGCGCGAGACAGAGAAGCAGCGCGAGACAGAGAAGCAGCGCGAGACAGAGAAGCAGCAGAAGCAGCGCGAGACAGAGAAGCAGCGCGAGACCGAGAAGCAGCGCGAGACAGAGAAGCAGCGCGAGACCGAGAAGCAGCGCGAGACCGAGAAGCAGCGCGAGACCGAGAAGCAGCGCGAGACCGAGAAGCAGCGCGAGACCGAGAAGCAGCGCGAGACCGAGAAGCAGCGCGAGACCGAGAAGCAGCGCGAGACCGAGAAGCAGCGCGAGACCGAGAAGCAGCGCGAGACCGAGAAGCAGCGCGAGACCGAGAAGCAGCGCGAGACCGAGAAGCAGCGCGAGACCGAGAAGCAGCGCGAGACCGAGAAGCAGCGCGAGACCGAGAAGCAGCGCGAGACCGAGAAGCAGCGCGAGACCGAGAAGCAGCGCGAGACCGAGAAGCAGCGCGAGACCGAGAAGCAGCGCGAGACCGAGAAGCAGCGCGAGACCGAGAAGCAGCGCGAGACCGAGAAGCAGCGCGAGACCGAGAAGCAGCGCGAGACCGAGAAGCAGCGCGAGACCGAGAAGCAGCGCGAGACCGAGAAGCAGCGCGAGACCGAGAAGCAGCGCGAGACCGAGAAGCAGCGCGAGACCGAGAAGCAGCGCGAGACCGAGAAGCAGCGCGAGACCGAGAAGCAGCGCGAGACCGAGAAGCAGCGCGAGACCGAGAAGCAGCGCGAGACCGAGAAGCAGCGCGAGACCGAGAAGCAGCGCGAGACCGAGAAGCAGCGCGAGACCGAGAAGCAGCGCGAGACCGAGAAGCAGCGCGAGACCGAGAAGCAGCGCGAGACCGAGAAGCAGCGCGAGACCGAGAAGCAGCGCGAGACCGAGAAGCAGCGCGAGACCGAGAAGCAGCGCGAGACCGAGAAGCAGCGCGAGACCGAGAAGCAGCGCGAGACCGAGAAGCAGCGCGAGACCGAGAAGCAGCGCGAGACCGAGAAGCAGCGCGAGACCGAGAAGCAGCGCGAGACCGAGAAGCAGCGCGAGACCGAGAAGCAGCGCGAGACCGAGAAGCAGCGCGAGACCGAGAAGCAGCGCGAGACCGAGAAGCAGCGCGAGACCGAGAAGCAGCGCGAGACCGAGAAGCAGCGCGAGACCGAGAAGCAGCGCGAGACCGAGAAGCAGCGCGAGACCGAGAAGCAGCGCGAGACCGAGAAGCAGCGCGAGACCGAGAAGCAGCGCGAGACCGAGAAGCAGCGCGAGACCGAGAAGCAGCGCGAGACCGAGAAGCAGCGCGAGACCGAGAAGCAGCGCGAGACCGAGAAGCAGCGCGAGACCGAGAAGCAGCGCGAGACCGAGAAGCAGCGCGAGACCGAGAAGCAGCGCGAGACCGAGAAGCAGCGCGAGACCGAGAAGCAGCGCGAGACCGAGAAGCAGCGCGAGACCGAGAAGCAGCGCGAGACCGAGAAGCAGCGCGAGACCGAGAAGCAGCGCGAGACCGAGAAGCAGCGCGAGACCGAGAAGCAGCGCGAGACCGAGAAGCAGCGCGAGACCGAGAAGCAGCGCGAGACCGAGAAGCAGCGCGAGACCGAGAAGCAGCGCGAGACCGAGAAGCAGCGCGAGACCGAGAAGCAGCGCGAGACCGAGAAGCAGCGCGAGACCGAGAAGCAGCGCGAGACCGAGAAGCAGCGCGAGACCGAGAAGCAGCGCGAGACCGAGAAGCAGCGCGAGACCGAGAAGCAGCGCGAGACCGAGAAGCAGCGCGAGACCGAGAAGCAGCGCGAGACCGAGAAGCAGCGCGAGACCGAGAAGCAGCGCGAGACCGAGAAGCAGCGCGAGACCGAGAAGCAGCGCGAGACCGAGAAGCAGCGCGAGACCGAGAAGCAGCGCGAGACCGAGAAGCAGCGCGAGACCGAGAAGCAGCGCGAGACCGAGAAGCAGCGCGAGACCGAGAAGCAGCGCGAGACCGAGAAGCAGCGCGAGACCGAGAAGCAGCGCGAGACCGAGAAGCAGCGCGAGACCGAGAAGCAGCGCGAGACCGAGAAGCAGCGCGAGACCGAGAAGCAGCGCGAGACCGAGAAGCAGCGCGAGACCGAGAAGCAGCGCGAGACCGAGAAGCAGCGCGAGACCGAGAAGCAGCGCGAGACCGAGAAGCAGCGCGAGACCGAGAAGCAGCGCGAGACCGAGAAGCAGCGCGAGACCGAGAAGCAGCGCGAGACCGAGAAGCAGCGCGAGACCGAGAAGCAGCGCGAGACCGAGAAGCAGCGCGAGACCGAGAAGCAGCGCGAGACCGAGAAGCAGCGCGAGACCGAGAAGCAGCGCGAGACCGAGAAGCAGCGCGAGACCGAGAAGCAGCGCGAGACCGAGAAGCAGCGCGAGACCGAGAAGCAGCGCGAGACCGAGAAGCAGCGCGAGACCGAGAAGCAGCGCGAGACCGAGAAGCAGCGCGAGACCGAGAAGCAGCGCGAGACCGAGAAGCAGCGCGAGACCGAGAAGCAGCGCGAGACCGAGAAGCAGCGCGAGACCGAGAAGCAGCGCGAGACCGAGAAGCAGCGCGAGACCGAGAAGCAGCGCGAGACCGAGAAGCAGCGCGAGACCGAGAAGCAGCGCGAGACCGAGAAGCAGCGCGAGACCGAGAAGCAGCGCGAGACCGAGAAGCAGCGCGAGACCGAGAAGCAGCGCGAGACCGAGAAGCAGCGCGAGACCGAGAAGCAGCGCGAGACCGAGAAGCAGCGCGAGACCGAGAAGCAGCGCGAGACCGAGAAGCAGCGCGAGACCGAGAAGCAGCGCGAGACCGAGAAGCAGCGCGAGACCGAGAAGCAGCGCGAGACCGAGAAGCAGCGCGAGACCGAGAAGCAGCGCGAGACCGAGAAGCAGCGCGAGACCGAGAAGCAGCGCGAGACCGAGAAGCAGCGCGAGACCGAGAAGCAGCGCGAGACCGAGAAGCAGCGCGAGACCGAGAAGCAGCGCGAGACCGAGAAGCAGCGCGAGACCGAGAAGCAGCGCGAGACCGAGAAGCAGCGCGAGACCGAGAAGCAGCGCGAGACCGAGAAGCAGCGCGAGACCGAGAAGCAGCGCGAGACCGAGAAGCAGCGCGAGACCGAGAAGCAGCGCGAGACCGAGAAGCAGCGCGAGACCGAGAAGCAGCGCGAGACCGAGAAGCAGCGCGAGACCGAGAAGCAGCGCGAGACCGAGAAGCAGCGCGAGACCGAGAAGCAGCGCGAGACCGAGAAGCAGCGCGAGACCGAGAAGCAGCGCGAGACCGAGAAGCAGCGCGAGACCGAGAAGCAGCGCGAGACCGAGAAGCAGCGCGAGACCGAGAAGCAGCGCGAGACCGAGAAGCAGCGCGAGACCGAGAAGCAGCGCGAGACCGAGAAGCAGCGCGAGACCGAGAAGCAGCGCGAGACCGAGAAGCAGCGCGAGACCGAGAAGCAGCGCGAGACCGAGAAGCAGCGCGAGACCGAGAAGCAGCGCGAGACCGAGAAGCAGCGCGAGACCGAGAAGCAGCGCGAGACCGAGAAGCAGCGCGAGACCGAGAAGCAGCGCGAGACCGAGAAGCAGCGCGAGACCGAGAAGCAGCGCGAGACCGAGAAGCAGCGCGAGACCGAGAAGCAGCGCGAGACCGAGAAGCAGCGCGAGACCGAGAAGCAGCGCGAGACCGAGAAGCAGCGCGAGACCGAGAAGCAGCGCGAGACCGAGAAGCAGCGCGAGACCGAGAAGCAGCGCGAGACCGAGAAGCAGCGCGAGACCGAGAAGCAGCGCGAGACCGAGAAGCAGCGCGAGACCGAGAAGCAGCGCGAGACCGAGAAGCAGCGCGAGACCGAGAAGCAGCGCGAGACCGAGAAGCAGCGCGAGACCGAGAAGCAGCGCGAGACCGAGAAGCAGCGCGAGACCGAGAAGCAGCGCGAGACCGAGAAGCAGCGCGAGACCGAGAAGCAGCGCGAGACCGAGAAGCAGCGCGAGACCGAGAAGCAGCGCGAGACCGAGAAGCAGCGCGAGACCGAGAAGCAGCGCGAGACCGAGAAGCAGCGCGAGACCGAGAAGCAGCGCGAGACCGAGAAGCAGCGCGAGACCGAGAAGCAGCGCGAGACCGAGAAGCAGCGCGAGACCGAGAAGCAGCGCGAGACCGAGAAGCAGCGCGAGACCGAGAAGCAGCGCGAGACCGAGAAGCAGCGCGAGACCGAGAAGCAGCGCGAGACCGAGAAGCAGCGCGAGACCGAGAAGCAGCGCGAGACCGAGAAGCAGCGCGAGACCGAGAAGCAGCGCGAGACCGAGAAGCAGCGCGAGACCGAGAAGCAGCGCGAGACCGAGAAGCAGCGCGAGACCGAGAAGCAGCGCGAGACCGAGAAGCAGCGCGAGACCGAGAAGCAGCGCGAGACCGAGAAGCAGCGCGAGACCGAGAAGCAGCGCGAGACCGAGAAGCAGCGCGAGACCGAGAAGCAGCGCGAGACCGAGAAGCAGCGCGAGACCGAGAAGCAGCGCGAGACCGAGAAGCAGCGCGAGACCGAGAAGCAGCGCGAGACCGAGAAGCAGCGCGAGACCGAGAAGCAGCGCGAGACCGAGAAGCAGCGCGAGACCGAGAAGCAGAGCGAGACCGAGAAGCAGAGCGAGACCGAGAAGCAGAGCGAGACCGAGAAGCAGAGCGAGACCGAGAAGCAGAGCGAGACCGAGAAGCAGAGCGAGACCGAGAAGCAGAGCGAGACCGAGAAGCAGAGCGAGACCGAGAAGCAGAGCGAGACCGAGAAGCAGAGCGAGACCGAGAAGCAGAGCGAGACCGAGAAGCAGAGCGAGACCGAGAAGCAGAGCGAGACCGAGAAGCAGAGCGAGACCGAGAAGCAGAGCGAGACCGAGAAGCAGAGCGAGACCGAGAAGCAGAGCGAGACCGAGAAGCAGAGCGAGACCGAGAAGCAGAGCGAGACCGAGAAGCAGAGCGAGACCGAGAAGCAGAGCGAGACCGAGAAGCAGAGCGAGACCGAGAAGCAGAGCGAGACCGAGAAGCAGAGCGAGACCGAGAAGCAGAGCGAGACCGAGAAGCAGAGCGAGACCGAGAAGCAGAGCGAGACCGAGAAGCAGAGCGAGACCGAGAAGCAGAGCGAGACGGAGAAGCAGAGCGAGACGGAGAAGCAGAAUGAGACGGAGAAGCAGAAUGAGACAGAGAUGGGUCUGUGCCUCCUGGAUGGCACUGCCAUAUUUCUUGCUGCUAUACAGGCAACUUUUCCACUGAGCACAUCAACAACAUUGGAAUCGAGGACAUCACCAGUCCAAUUUGCAGUGCUCACCUGA
Messenger RNA from Schistocerca gregaria, 5889 nucleotides. Its product is annotated as trichohyalin-like. Bases 1 to 5889 code for a protein of 1962 amino acids. The transcript is spliced from 4 exons. The record is from RefSeq and is a predicted model, not a curated record. Lineage: Eukaryota; Metazoa; Arthropoda; Insecta; Orthoptera; Acrididae.